Molecule: messenger RNA, 4776 nt
Organism: Chelmon rostratus (copperband butterflyfish)
Lineage: Eukaryota; Metazoa; Chordata; Actinopteri; Chaetodontiformes; Chaetodontidae
Gene: tbc1d15
Product: TBC1 domain family, member 15
Exons: 17
Coding region: 29-2014 (661 amino acids)
Biological process (GO): activation of GTPase activity
Molecular function (GO): GTPase activator activity
Source: RefSeq, a predicted model, not a curated record
GUCGUCAUCAGUGGAGAGGGAAGGCGCCAUGGCGGCGGAUUCUCUUGUCAAGGUUAUAUUUGAACAGGAUGGAGUCUUCAUUCAUCCGAGCAGUGAUGAAGAUGGCAUCGAACAGGAUUUACUCAUUUCGGGGUCACUUCGGAUUGUCGACAAGGAUGCUGAAAUCAUUGUGGAGUACAGACCUUUGGAAGAUACUGUCGACCCAUCAAACAUGCUGUGUGCUGGAAAGGACUCCAGUUCAGUGAUGGAGUGGGAUCAGUGUCCAGGUGAGAAGUCCCACCAGCUGUUAGAAACACAGCAGAGCUACGAGACAGAGUGGGACAUGGUCAAUGCUGUGUUCUUCAAGAAGAAAACCUGCACAAACGGAGAAGGCUCUCUGAACCACAGCCAUGAAAGGAGCAGGUGGGCGUUCACCUUCAGUAUCAGUGACCUCAGGUCCAUCACAGUAAAGGAAGAAGGUUGGACCUUGGUAGUCUUCAAACUGAAGGAGUCCACCUCCCUGCCGGCUCUGCACUUCCACCAGGGCGGCAGCACAGAGUUCCUGGACAGCCUGAGGAGAUUCACUCUGCUCAGCGAGGCUCCAGAUGAUGAAACCUGUCUGUGGGUCAGCACACCGAACAAAGCUCUGUCCCAGUCCUUCGAGAACCUUCUGGAUGACAACAACUUCGGCCUCGUGCAUCAGAAGUUCAGAAAGGACCCGUAUGUCACCACCCUGGGCGGCUUCUCCAAGGUCACCAACUACAUAUUCGACGCUUUCCGGGGGACAGAGGAGCAGCACCAGCGCCCCCCAGAGGAAGUGGCCGACCUGCUGGGCGAAGUCAUCCCGGGACUGGAGAUCAAUCAGCAGGAGGAGCCCGGCUUCGAGGUCAUCACCAGGAUCGACCUGGGAACGAGGCCUCAGGUGACGAGGAGGGAGCCGCUGUCGGCAGAGGACUGGACCAAACAUCUGGAUCCUGAGGGGAGGAUGAUCAACAUCGCACACCUCAAACAAGUCAUCUUUAAAGGGGGACUCUGUCACGCUGUGAGGAAAGAAGCCUGGAAGUUUCUGUUAGGAUAUUUUCCCUGGGACAGCACGCUGGAGGAGAGGAAAACCCUGCACAGAGCCAAAACUGACGAAUACUUCAGGAUGAAGCUGCAGUGGAAGUCAGUCAGUGAGGAACAAGAGAGGAGAAACUCUCGACUGAGAGACUACAGGAGUCUGAUCGAGAAAGACGUGAACCGAACAGACCGAACGAACAGGUUCUACGAAGGCAUUGACAACCCGGGUCUGGUCCUCCUGCACGACAUCCUCAUGACCUACUGCAUGUACGACUUCGACCUGGGUUACGUUCAGGGGAUGAGCGACCUGCUGUCUCCCAUCCUCUACGUGAUGGAAAACGAGGUGGAUGCUUUCUGGUGUUUUGUCUCCUUCAUGGAGCAGAUGCACCAUAACUUCGAGGAGCAGAUGCAGGGGAUGAAGACUCAGCUCAUACAACUCAGUACUCUGCUCAGACUGCUGGACCUGGCCUUCUGGAACUACCUCGAGUCUCAGGAUUCAGGUUAUCUGUAUUUCUGUUUCCGCUGGUUGUUGAUCAGAUUCAAGAGGGAGCUCAGCUUCCAGGACGUCCUCCGACUCUGGGAGGUGAUGUGGACGGGUCUUCCCUGUCAGAACUUCCACCUGCUGGUCUGCUGUGCCAUCCUGGACUCGGAGAAACAGAAAAUCGUGGAGGAGAACUACGGCUUCAAUGAAAUCCUCAAGCACAUUAAUGAGCUUUCAAUGAAGCUGGACAUUGAGGAAAUCCUCCAGAAAGCAGAAGGCAUCUGUCUGCAGAUAAAAAGCUGUAAGGAUCUGCCUCAUUCCAUCAGCAUCAUCCUGGGCUUCGACACGGAGGUUUCCGGCUCCGACCCGGCGGACUCGGGGUCCCCUCCGGCUUCCAGACCCACGCAGCGACCGGACGCCUGCUCCAACGGCCUCGGACACUUGAGGGAAACCAGUAACUCUCACAACAGCUGCAAAGUUGCCUUCAUAUCGUAGUGAACAGCAGAUCCAAGCAGAGACUGACUCAGUCUGUCAGCAGGAAACAGAACAGCAACCGAGAUGAAGAGGAGGAGGAAGAGGAAGAGAAUGUAAAAAGGAUUUAAGAUUAUUCAGAAUCUUAUUUUUGUAAUUUUCUUGUAUCAUAUUGUCUCUUUCAGUCAAAUAGUCAUUCCUUCUCUCCUGUUGAUGAUGUUUUCUAAAGCUCCAUUCAGACAGCAUGAGUCCUGCAGGAGGAGGUGGAGGAUGAAAACCUCAGCGAGCUCCUCAGUCGUUUCAUCGUUCAGGACUCAUUUUAACCGGAAUCAACCUGGUCUAUUAGAGUCGGUUACAGGAUCUGGUCUGUAAUGCACCUGGACAUUCGGCAGGUGAGGAAAAGAUACUGCAGGAGGUGAAUUAGAGUCAAAAUCUCAAACUUUCUCAGUCAGAUCUGAACACAAAGACAUGAAACACGUGUUGAUUUGAUUCAGCGUGACAUCACUUCCUGAGGAGAUCACUGUGAUGAUCCAGAACAAACCUCCAAAAAUCCACUUAGAAAGUGAAGAGACUCUUCAGAACCUCCCUGAGAAUCUUCAUGUUUUUAAGUUUUCUUCAGUAUCAGUGAACAUCCAUGAGUUCACUGCUAACGAGCUGCUAACAGCUAAUUCAGCAGACUGUUCAUGGAGACAGUUUGACUCCAUGCAAACAGAUAUAAACAGCAGUCCACCUGCAGCUGACAUACAUCAGCACAUCCGAUGAGCUUCGGCUGGGUCUUGCUGUCCUGAUGGAUUUCAUUAUUUCUGUGAUCAUAUUGGUUCACAAAUAGGCCUCUAUGUUGAUGUUAGCCUGUUAGCAUUUUUGAAAUGAAAUCUCUCAGCAAGCUCACUUUAAAAUACAAGGAGGGGAUUUAAAAGAGAGGAGCAGCAGCGGCCAGUUCUCCGUCUGACAGGAGCUCAUCAUGUCUGCAGUCAUUACUGAGGGACAAAUGAAACCACUGAGCAGCAGCUGGUGUGAACAUCACCAACACCUCCAGGUCUGAAUGGAGCUUUAGACGUGCAGAGCCUGGUGUUACCCGUGACGUGUUUGAUGAACCACAUCAGGUCCGGCACGGUGUUUGAUUGGCUGCGUAUUUACAGACUACAGCCUGCUUUCAUUUCAGGAGACAAACACGACGACCUUGUGAAGCUGCUCGCCUGCUGUAUCACAGAUCAAACUAUUCUAACUCUUAUUACGUAACCUCCUCUCAGUAUUAAUCAUCUAAUAUGGGAUUGGUUAUUCCACGUGAAAUGGAAUAAAAGAAGAUGUUAACGUACCCCGUGGCAAAUCAACCUCCUCGAUGUGUGAUGAAGAUGCUGAUUUGUGUUUUUAUACAGUGAUGCUGAUAAACACAACCAGGCCGUGUUGUUUCCUGACAGGAAUACUGACACAUUUCAGGGAAUAAUUUGGUCCUUUGCUGGGAGUUAAAUGAGAAGAUUGACAGGUUUAGUCUUCAGCACGUUGAAGAGCAGAGGUCAAUUUAAAGGUUCAUCCCAGUUUAUGAUCACUUCAGUCUUAUUUUCGCAGUGUUGGUCGUCAAUUCUAUCAGUUCUGAUAACAUCGUCAGAACCAAAGUAACUGCAAGUCAAGUUUCACCCAAAUGAGGCUCAAACUUGUCAAAACUAGGCAAAAAAUGGUGAAAAGACACUUGAACGCUUGUUUCCAUCCAUCCUGUUGUGUGAAUCUGAUGACUGUGGAUGGAGACAAACAGCAGGUGCAGCUAAUCACCACAGAAGAAGUUUCAUGUGUUCAUGAGAGGAAGAUUACAGCCUCCUCAUCGCUCCACACACAUCGCUCCUGGUGUUUUCAGCUCUCUAAAGAGAUUAGUGACGUUUUUUUUCCACUCGGAUGUUUUUAUGCUCAGAUAGAAAAUGUUCAUAUAAACAGGAGGAUGGAAGCACGACCAAAGCUAUAAAAGUGAGAUUCAUGUUGUUGGAAAGUGUAUUUAUCUGCAGGGUUGUCUUUACAGGCCUUCAGGCCUGUGGUUGCCGUGGUGACAGCAGGUGUGUUUUCAUAGUGCAGCGGUUGAGCAGCUAAAACAAUAAUAAAGAAGUCAGUCAAUAAUAAUUACAACCUCCGUCUGAUAUCUGGCUGCACACAGAGGAAGUGCUUAUGUUGUGUCGAGUUUCCUGGCCGCUUCACAAUAAAAGCAUGCUGAAGUGAACUAACAGGAAGUAGCAGCAGUAGGAAACGGCGUACCCGGCCGCUAAUGAUGAACUACUGUGAAGAGAGAUAAUUCCUCAUGAGAGGUAAUCCGGGUUUGAUCCAGUGAAAAUCUGAAGGAUUGUAACGUGAACCAACUCAUUAAACUCCCAGCAAGAAAACAAGAUUCUUUUCCAAAAUGUGGAAAUAUUCCUUUAAAACCAACACAAGCACCAAACCUCAUGCUCUGCUGCCUCAGUCCAAAGUGAGACGGCCGACAGCUUCAAAACAACGAAGUGAGUGAAAGGAAAAGAAAUCUGUUUAUUAAAAAAGUUUUCAGAUAUUUGGAGGCUUUUAAGAGAUCCGCUUCGAGUCUGAAACUGUGGAUGUUGAACAUUUUGGAAUGAAGCUGUUGACACUCACAGCUUUAAUGACACAGACUAUUUCCUGAUGGAGCUCUGUAAUGUUUUCGCUGCAGGUUUAACCAUUUGUGAUUUCAGCUCUUUUCGUGUAAUCGAUUGAACACUUUGGGCAAUAAAAUGAUUUCAGGAGCAUUUUUACUUUUUCUUGUCAACUGAUCCCUUUAAUCCCAUUAAAGAAGCUCU